AUGGGUGAUUUAAACACGAGAAGUACCGGGAAUUUUGAUUUAAGUGGAUUAAUUACCAGUGGAUGCAAUACAUACUGCAAUGCGAUCAUACCGCGAGAAACUUGUGGGAUUUUGAUGCGUUUUUUGCGUCUAAUUGUGGCAACACAAAGGUUGUUCCACGUAUUUGUUCAAGUGCUUUUUGCGACUAAUCAUCCCUACAUAGUGGUUCUACGGAUGAUGUUAUAUACUGUAAUAGUGCGUGAUGCUACGCUAGGUCAAAACUUUUUUGAAGGAUUAACAUUCAGUUUCCAGUGCCAAAUAACAAGAUGGAUAUUUUUGGAUUGGCUAAAUAGUACUUUUAUAUCGUACAAUUUGGGUUCAUUUAUCGUUGCCAGUGUAGAAAUUCUGUUGUCAUGGUGGAAUAUGAUAAGGUGUGCUAUGUUGAAGCAUUUCACAUUUCACACACAAGACACGUUUUAA
Messenger RNA from Loa loa (African eye worm), 459 nucleotides. RefSeq lists its product as hypothetical. NCBI's taxonomy places the organism in Eukaryota, Metazoa, Nematoda, Chromadorea, Rhabditida, Onchocercidae. The transcript has 3 exons. The record is from RefSeq and is a predicted model, not a curated record. The coding region runs from base 1 to 459 and encodes 152 amino acids.